This is a messenger RNA of Syngnathoides biaculeatus (alligator pipefish), 4104 nucleotides long. RefSeq names its product class II, major histocompatibility complex, transactivator (gene ciita). The transcript is spliced from 21 exons. Lineage: Eukaryota; Metazoa; Chordata; Actinopteri; Syngnathiformes; Syngnathidae. The record is from RefSeq and is a predicted model, not a curated record. Gene Ontology annotation, molecular function: protein binding. Gene Ontology annotation, biological process: positive regulation of MHC class II biosynthetic process; inflammatory response; positive regulation of transcription by RNA polymerase II. Bases 221 to 3697 code for a protein of 1158 amino acids.
UCCAGUCUUUCCCAAAUUUUGUUAUCGACUCUCCUGCCAGUUGCUCACUCCUUUGUGGAGCGUCAGAUCGAAAGUAAAUAUAUUUUUGUAUACUCGCUCUGUGGGACACUUAAGGCAUGUAGCAACUCGUUUUUUGAAGGCGUAAGAAAUUUCUGCAGUUACCACGGAGAAAACACUUCCUCAGCAGCAUCCAGCGAGCCAAACCGAACCAACUUCCACAAUGCAGGACGUGGAUCAGGACCCAAUUUUCUGUCCUGAUUAUGGAGCUUUACCAGAUGAUUUAUCUGAAUUCAUGAAUGACAGUUACCUGGUGAAGAUACUUGACACGGAUGGCCUCUUUAGUGAUGAUCCCACUUUGAUUUUUGACGACAACAACUUCAGUGACACUCCCUUGGCAAAGGAGCCAGACCCAUGCAGAAACCAGCAGGAAGACAAAAUUAAGCCAACAAGGAAACAAAAUAUUCCUCAAAAAAGGCCCAGAGCAUUUACACUACCAAAACACAGGACAAUGGGAAAAAAUAAUUGCACACCAAAGAAACAAAAAGCUGAAGGUACUGGCGGAGGAUCAGUGCAGAGGGAGGGGCAUCUAUCCUGUCCCUCCACAUUGCCGCAAAGUAUCCUUCCUUUCCAACAAUACAAUCAGUUUGUCACGAGUCCAGACGUGACAUCUUAUCAGUUUAAGACCCAAACAAUCUGUCCUUCAGUUAUCAGACUUUCAUUCCCCAAAGCUGCUCUACCAUUAUACGUAUUGGUACCUGUGCCUCCUUCGCCAUCAGCAUACGAACUCCAAGUGCCAUACAUUUUCCCAGAGGACAGUGCAGUAGUACCUGCCCUAAUGAGUUCAUCCCCAUUUGGAACAUUAUCAGACAACACAAGCAAAGUCAUGUCUCCACCAUGCAAUUAUGAGACGGCUAAAAGUAACGUGUCAACCGCAGUUCGACAGUCUCCUGCCACCUUUGAGAUACCUCAGAUUGUAAAGAACUACAUUAAAAUGGCCAAAGCCCAUAUGCAUCAAAUCUGUGAGGAGAUGGAGCCAGGGCUUAAUUUGAGCUCUCAUUUCUUGGAUGUGAAAGCGAUCCAGAGAGAGAUGUUUUGCUCAGGAAAAAAAUAUAAGUCCCUGCACAAAGAACUGGUGUCCAUGGGAGAUAUGGACAGGCAAAAAAAUUUGAUUAAAUUGAGUCAGAUAUUUGAGAAUUCGAAUGGAAACAAACCCAAACGAUAUAUACUUCUAAUUGGCAAAGCUGGGAUGGGAAAAACCACCCUUAUCAGGAAGCUAUGUCAGGACUGGGCCAGAGACUCCAUCCCACAGUUUGACUUUGUAUUCUUGUUGAAUGGCGCUCAUCUGAUCUCUUCAAAAAAAUCACACUAUAGUCUUCAGACCCUCCUACUCGACGUGCCCACCUUUGCCAUUUCCCCCAUCAAUAUUGAGGAAGUGUACGCUCAAGUCCUUAAAGCCCCCAAACGUGUACUCAUCAUUUUUGACGGAUUUGGUGAUCAGGACUAUGAAAUCCUAUUUCGAGAAAAAGACUUCGCGGCCUUGUUGGAGAAAGAUACUAAAGGAAAGGUCUUUACAGUUAGAAAGCUAUACUCUGCCAUCCUCCAAAGGGUGGUCCUUCCAGGAUCCAUUCUUUUGAUUUCUGCCAGACCAAAAGGCACCGCCUAUCAUCUAGUGCAGCGACUUGACAGCCUUUUGGAAACUAGUGGAUUUACCCCUCUAAAUGUUGAAACGUAUUUCUCCAGGUACUUUGAUGACCCUAAUCUUAGAGAAUCUGUUUUGAAACACUUAGAAAAGUGCAGUUACCUACGUCACCUUUGUUGGAAUCCUGGACUCUGUCGACUGGUGUGCUUAGUUUUGGAACACUCUGCAGGAUCAGAGAGCCUUCCAAGAACAUUAACCGAGCUCUGCCAUCAAGUACUUUGCAUUAAAAUGAAAAAUAACAAUUGGGGCUGCUGCACUCAGGCUAAAGCUCAAGCUCAAAUAACGCUACAGUCUUCAAGGCAAGAGUCAAAGAGAGCGCAAGUGAGAAAACGAGCAAGGUGGUCAACAAAGGGGAAAAGUCAAAUACCAGAUGAGGUUCUGCAGACUGCUCAAAGGAAAAUCUGUGAAAAAAACAUUAUUUCUCGUUUGAGCUCCCUGGCCUGGGAAGGGGUGAAGGCCAACACAUCCAUCCUUCCCAAAGAAGUACGUUUAUGUUCAAAACUUAAGACAUUCGGGCUCAGGAAGGGAGUCUUCCUCAUUUAUCAAGGGAGCGCAAACCAGGUAUGCUCCCUAUGUGAGAGUGAGGGAGUAGAAGGAGAGCAAGAAACGAUUGAGAGUGAAAAUGCACAGAGGCGAAAUCAACAAACUACUGACUUUGAAGAAAAUGACGACGUCUUGGUGUGGGCAGAUCCCUUCAUUCAGAGCUACCUGGCAGGACUCCAUUUGUCCAUGAACAGAAAUGUUAUGAACCAGAACCUUUUUCAGAAACCCCCCUCCCUUUCUGGCCCAAAGGGACGUAGGCGUCCAGAAGGAGAGUUACAAGAGCUAACUCGGCGAUUUGCUUUCAGCAUCCAGUUCCUUAGCAGAACCGAGCUACGCAGGCUUCAUCUAGACACAAACCCCAACAAACAGGCGUUAAUCUCUGAACACCUCAAGGGUCUUUCCCUUGCUGACUUGUGCCCUGAUCAGGUGUUGGAGGCCUGCCACUAUGUUUUUGAAGCAAGUUUCUCAUGUGGCAAUGGGGGCAGUGACAGUGGAAAAGAAACAUUGGUCACUCACCUGUCAGCAAACCUACCUGAGUUCCUCACAUUUCGUGGCAUUCCACUUGGUCCACCAGAUGCAUAUGUUGUGCACAAGAUUCUCGAAAGAGCUGAAAACGGAGGCAGAGGUUUUUCUUUGGAUCUUGAGGAUACUGGCAUUCCAAUUUCAGGACUCAGGUCCUUGGUUGGUCUUGGCAGCUGCAGUACAUACAGGGCAUGCAUAGCUGAUGUAAUUGCCCUGUGGGAGCAGUUAGAGCAGAGUGGUGAAAGUAGGCCCCUUCAACAUUUUGUGACCAAGUUGAAGCUUCACCCCCUGAAGGUUAUUCAAGUGUCUCAAAUAGAACAUCUGGGAAAGCUUGUGAACAUUCAUAUACACAGGAGGUUGUCAUGCCGUCCCAGAGAACCUGAUCCCAUCCUCGAUGAGGGAGUUCCAGCAGUCAAGGAGCUAUACAAACUGGAGUUAGCGAUUGGUCCAGAACGUGGGCCCCAAGCUAUCCCCAGGCUUUGGGAGUUUCUACCAAAUUUACAUGACCUCCAGCACCUAGAUUUGGAGGAGAAUAAGAUUGGAGACCAAGGAGCUGAGCAAUUGGCUGAUACAUUCUCCUCCCUCUGUUUUCUGCAGAUACUCAAUCUUUCACAGAAUUGUAUAGGAGACAAUGGGGUCAAAAAAAUGGUGACUGCACUCAAGGAUUUACCCAAACUGCACUGUUUGAUCCUCUACAGUAACGUGAUUUCUGAUGAAGGUGCCUCCACUUUAGCCGCUGUCCUCCCUCACAUGGCAUCACUGACUGACCUAGACGUGAAGUAUAAUAAGCUAUCAGAUGUCGGUGCACAAUGCUUGGGAGCCAGCCUUAGGCAAUGCAAGAAAAUGAAGACUUUAAGGUUGUGGAAUCAAUGUAUUCCAUAUGGUGUAUUUGAAAGGCUCCAACAGCAAGACCCAAGGAUACUUUGGCAUUAGUGCAAUUUAGACAACCAGGUUUAUGCACCCACAUGCUCACACAAAGUUCUGGUCAUCACUUCCCCGUUGGUAAUGUAUGUGCAGGCCAUAUAAUGUAGAACACAAUACUUCAAAAGGUAGACAGGUUAAUCCAAUCACAUGGGAUAUAAACCGUCCAUGGUUCUUCUCAUAUUUCACAGAGUGCUUAAAUAAAUUGCCACUUUGUUGUCGUGCAGUUUGUACUGUAUAUGUUUUUUUUUUUUUUACACUGGACUCAUAAUAUCUCAAAGAUGAGUAAGGUCAACAAAGCUUAGUUCUUUGUAUUUAAAAACAUUGUAGAAUAUGCUUAGUUUGAAUGUUUUCCCUGUUUGUCUUUGUUUAAUAUUGUCAAAACAUGUAUGUCACUGCCUUCUCAGUAUAUUAAAACA